AUGCGGGAAGCCGAAGCCGUCGCGGAAUUCGAGCCGUUCUCAGCGGCGGUGAGAGAAGUGGUCAUACCAGACAACAUGAACAGCCUAGUGUUGGAGACGUACAGCGGGCAAACUGAUCCAAAGGACCACUUGCUUCAUUUCAAUACGAAGAUGGUAAUAAUCGCAGCUUCCGACGCGAUGAAGUGCAGGAUGUUCCCAUCUACGUUUAAGAACGCAGCGAUGGCUUGGUUUACGACUUUGCCUUGGGGAUCAGUAGCGAAAUUCUGCGACUUCUCGUCAAAACUCCUCAUCCAGUUCUCCGCAAGCAAGAUCAAGCAGGUUACAAUUGAAGAUCUGUAUGAUGUUCGACAGUUGGAGCGAGAAACUUUGAAGCAAUACGUGAAGCGUUACAGUGCUACGUCCAUGAGAAUCGAGGAGUCGGAACCUCAGGUAUGCGCGCGCGCUUUCAAAAAUGGAUUGCUGCCGGGAAAACUGAAAAGCAAGCUGAGUCGGAAACUAGCACGCUCGAUGACGGAAGCUCGCGCCCGGGCGACCGCCUACAUCCUGGAUGAGGAGGACGUUGUGUUUAAAAGGAAACGUGUACAGGCAGAAAAUGUAGGCGACCGAAAGAAUGUGUCGCUGACGGGGAAACGAGUACGGAGAAAGGGAGCAAACAGUACGCGAAAGGAUAAGAAGUUCGAGCAAUCUGAGCACUUUGAAGGGAAGCGACUUUGUUAG
This is a messenger RNA of Lotus japonicus, 717 nucleotides long. RefSeq lists its product as uncharacterized. The transcript has a single exon. The record is from RefSeq and is a predicted model, not a curated record. Lineage: Eukaryota; Viridiplantae; Streptophyta; Magnoliopsida; Fabales; Fabaceae. The coding region runs from base 1 to 717 and encodes 238 amino acids.